This is a messenger RNA of Orbicella faveolata, 4813 nucleotides long. RefSeq lists its product as uncharacterized. NCBI's taxonomy places the organism in Eukaryota, Metazoa, Cnidaria, Anthozoa, Scleractinia, Merulinidae. The record is from RefSeq and is a predicted model, not a curated record. Gene Ontology annotation, molecular function: double-stranded RNA binding; adenosine deaminase activity; tRNA-specific adenosine deaminase activity. Gene Ontology annotation, biological process: adenosine to inosine editing; RNA processing. Gene Ontology annotation, cellular component: cytoplasm; nucleolus.
UUUAAGAGAUAUUAACUAAGUCUCCUUCUCUAACUCGCGCUCUAUAGGGAGGGUGUUCGUAAAUACUCUAGAGAGCCACCUUAAAAGAAAGUAAACUAGAAUAUCUAGAGAACAAGGCUGCUUCAAUCUAAAUUUCUCAUGUAAACAUGUAGGACGAUCCAGAGAUGAAAUCACGAGGAGCGACUGAUUUAAGACACUUACAUGAAUCUAAGGCAAUGAAGAUGUUCUAGGUAUACAGCUAUAACAAAUUAACAGUAAGUUUGUACAACCUUGGUCUGAAUUGAUAGCAAUUCCACAGGAAAGUCUUCAGAUUAGUACCGAGAAAUUCACUUACCCUGACGGCAACUUUCACAGGAACCUCCCCCAUUUUAACAACUUAAAGAUAUUUCAGCAAUUUCCAUUUCCAACGUGAUGCUAUCAAAAAAAAUAUCUCCAUAGUAAUUUGGCAGUCAUUUCGCGGUCAAUCUUUUGACAGCCAUGUUUGUUUUCCUCGCUGGCUCAGGUGCUCAGCGGUAGUCUACAUGGCAUAUAUACGGAUUAUGGGUAACAAACAAGCAUGGCGGAUGUACAGACCAGAUUGUUUUAGGGUUUACUGUGUUUUUCGUGGUCCAUUUUCGUGUCAGGAAAGCAUCCCAAAUUGCAAUUGAUGCCCUAGCAAGUGUAGUGCUAUUUAAUCUGGUCAGUAAAAAAGGGACUGCACUGGGGAAAAGAGUUAAAUUAAUCUCGUCGGCAUCCGUCCAACUAGGGAUCUCGUCGGCUGGCCGGGGAACACGAGCGGAAAACCUCAAUGUGGGAGGUCAGCCACGUGUAGCAUUCUGCCUACCCAGAGGCAGCUAGCUGAAAUCGCCGGUAUGUCGAUGGAAAAUGACGGUGCCUCAACAAUGGAAGAUGAUGUUAAAGAAUACAACAACGCAGGAAGGUCUGCUGAAACAAGGGAGGAAGACCAAAAACCAUGCUCUGUUAAAAUGCAAUCUAGCCAAGAGGAGACCCAGUCAAGGCCACACUCAAGUACCCAAGAUGACAGAAUUAUAAUGCAUUCACUGUUGAAUGAAACUCUUGAAACCCAAAUUCUUAACACUGUGAGAGAUAUGCCACACCCUUGCACAUUGAGCGAUAUUUUCCACAAUGUCACCAAUACCAAUGAAAAAAGUGUAAUUGAGUGUAUCAACGAACUCGAGCGGGCAAGAAAGAUCACCAGAAUUCUUGACAUGCCUCCAAUGUGGGGAAUUGCCAACGCAACUGGAGAACUUCAGGAUAAAGUUGCUGGCGGGGAGACUGAGCAGACUCUGGUAGCAGACUAUGAAUCAGAUAAAGAUGAAGAGGAAUCACAAGAAGAGUUCACUGAUGGAAAUGAGAGUUUGCUUCGCCAAGAUAAAGACAAACGUCCAGAUGAGAGAAUAGAUGUAGUUGAUGGACAUAGAAAGCAAGAUCUAGCAGUACCAAACACAGAAAGCACCAAGUCAUCAGAAGAACCCUUGACGCUAGCAAAUCAGGCAAUGUCACCCAGUGAUCCUGGCGGUUGUGAACACACCUCUGGUCCAUCAAGCUUGCCUGAUUUGGCUGGUGAGGAGCCUGGCUCUAUAGGCUCGCAUAGACCCCCUGCAUCUUCUGUUCGUCAGAUUAAAUCCCUUCCAUCUACUACUCAUGGCAGGCUGGUCCAACCUAAUCCAGCUUCACAUGCACCACCUCCAAUCCCUGGGGGAUCUGUACGAUCAUCAGGAGGCCCACCUCCACCUCCCUCAGCUCACCUGUUCAGCGCCUUGAUGUCCCAGUGCACUAGAAAACCUUCCCCUGUGGUCAUGUCAGCGAGGCCUACCUUCUCACCUUCUUUCAGUUUAAACCAACAGUCUCCAAGGAUUGCAUCACCUCGUCCACUGAUGCAGUCAUUUGGUCCUCGACCGACCCGACCUCAGAUGUCAGCUCCAAGAUUGACCUCAGCUUCCUUGAUAGAUCGUGAAACAUUAGAUUGCGAUCCAACCAAGAUGAUGCCACCAUUGCUUGGUUCUGUUCGCCAAAAUGAUGUUCGACAAAACCAGAUUUCUAAAGCGGGGAAUCCUAAAGAAAUACCUGCAGCACCUUCAAAGAAGGAUGAAGCCGCAUUUGUCUCCAGCCAGUCAAGCAGGGCAAACUUUGAAGGACACAUGCAACUACAAACGAAUCAUUCUCGUCAUAAUACAUAUGGACCAACUCCAGCAGAUACAACCCAAUUGCCACAGGCAAGAGCUCCUUUCGUUGGUCAAGGUUCAUCUGGCAAUUCCUCCAAGCCGGGAAAUUCCAGGCUUCCACCCCCUCCUUCCGCACAUCUUUUCCAAAACCUGGUUAAUCGAGGUCCCCAAGCAGUGCCCACUUCCAGCAAGAGUCCUAUGGCCGUUAUACCUCAAAGAGCUUCAAGACUGAGUGAUCUUGAAACAAAAGUACUGGACUUUAUGAAGCGGGAAAGGAAAUCGUGUGAAACACUACGUCUGGCCCAACAGUUUGGUUUCCAUAGAAAGAAGGACAUCAAUCCAACUCUCUACAAACUGCAGACAUUAGGCUUGAUUUACAAAAUGCACGAUCAUCCUCCGACCUGGAAAGUGCGACAAGAAGUAAGCUCGCUGACUUUUCAAGGUUCAAAAGCAGCUGAAUCUGGUUGUAGUGAAUCUGCUCAGAAGAGACAUCACCCUGAUGCCGAUGAACAAGGACAAAUACACCUAGGCGUGAAGAGGCAUGCUGAACAGAGACAGUCUUCCACAUCACCUCCUAGAGCAGAGUCGAGUUUCUUUGAACCACCACGGCCUGCUCCUGCGAGCUACAUGUCCAGCCCACAGUUACCACCUGCAGCCCUAACUAUUUCCCCCAUGUCCAGCAACAACCUUCCAGAUGUACUCUCCAGUGUUGCUUAUGCCGCCAUCAACAAGAAUCCCGUCAGUGCUCUCAACGAGUAUGUGCAGAAAAACAAGAUGGAGCUGACAUUUCAGACCGUCAGCCAAGGCCGUGCCUUCGCGAUUGCCGCUAAGAUCAAUGGAAAGCUAUUCCCUGCAGCAGAAGCACGAAACAUGAAAGAUGCCAGACGCGAGGCAGCGGAUGUCGCACUGAGGACAUUGCUUGGCGGGAGUGCAAAUUUGGGUGCUGAGGAGGGGUCGCCCUUGAACAUUACUGACCCCCCUGCAAGCGUUUUGAGCAAAGUCCGCACACACUUCGAUCUCAUAGCUGCACUUUCACAUCACACAUUUCUGCAAAUCGCGGCGUCAAUUUCCGAUAAGUUCGCUGGGAGGAAGGUCGUGGCGUGUAUCAUCAUGAAAACAGGCGCUGACCACUCUGGUCGAGUGGUUGCCGUGGGGACUGGUAACCGAUGCGUGACAGGUAAGCGUUUGAGCAUGGAAGGAAAGGCAGUAAAUGACUCUCACGCCGAAAUAGUGGCUCGGAGAUCUCUUUUGAGAUUCUUCUACGGACAACUAAGCAGUUAUUACGAUGGGAAAGAAUCCAUUUUCGCACUGAGCAAAGGCUCUCGGAGGCUCGUUGUCCGUGAGGAUGUGUCAUUUCAUCUAUACAUCAGUACAGCUCCUUGCGGAGAUGGUGCUUUGUUUACGCCCCGUGAGGAACCCAACACGGACAUGUCAGAGCACUCAACAGAGCACAAUCCUACAUUCACUACCAAGCAACAGGGCAUCUUACGAACAAAGAUUGAAGAUGGUGAGGGCACUAUUCCAAUUGACCCCUCCGACAGAAUUCAAACAUGGGACGGGCUCUUACGUGGAAACAAAUUGCGCACCAUGUCGUGCAGUGAUAAAAUAUGCCGCUGGAAUGCCCUUGGACUUCAAGGCGCUCUCCUGAGUCACUUUAUUGAUCCCGUUUACUUGGCAUCGCUCACUCUGGGCUACUUGUAUGAUCACGGUCAUCUUUCACGUGCAGUUUGCUGUCGCCUUCAGCACAACAAUAACCUCGACACCCAGCUGCCAGCCCCAUAUCACGUGAACCACCCGUGGCUUGGUCGUGUUACGGCAUACGAGCCUCCACGCGAGACAGAAAAGACCAACAACCUCAGCGUCAAUUGGUCCAUUGGAGACACGUGCACUGAAGUGACUGAUGGGCGUACGGGAGCGUGUAUGACACGAACACAGAACAGUCCCACGCCCUCGCGUAUCUGCAAGGCCGCGCUUUAUGCGUCGUUCAAGGAGAUUGGUGCCAAAGCUGGCCGUCCAGAACUCGUGGAUGUUGAAACUUAUCGCGACGCUAAGAAGAUGGCCACCGAUUUCCAAGAAGCCAAACAGAAACUGUACGAUCAUUUUAGAUCCUCGAGGUACGGUCCGUGGGUUAGUAAACCGAUGGAACAGGAAAUGUUCUAACUGAUUAAAAAAAUGUCCUCUCACAAAACAUUUUCUCGAUGAGAAGUACAGAACGCCAAUAAUGUCGGCAACCAAUUUGUUUUUAAGGGAUAAAAACCUUACCCGAGCACACAGAUAAUCGAGUUCGUCAGAGAACUGACUGGGAUUUAAUUUAUCGUGAAAACACUACUCUAUAAACAAUACUACGUUUGCUCAAGUUAAUAAGCUGUAAAACCAGCUGUACAGUGUAUAUUUCCGUUUAUCAUAACCAAGAGUAGUACAGCACAAGUUUCAGAGACUUGAAAGACGUUUUAAAGUUGCAAUAAGAAUUUUUUUUGUACGUGUUAAAAUGGUACUUUCUUUCGUUCGCGUUUAGCUCCAAAAUACGCGGAACUUGGUCAGUUCACGUUUUUGUUUUGUACUUCCUGGAGGACGUGAAUAUCAAUAUAUUCGAUUUGUAACUGAACGCCGUCUUUGACAUCUUUAAAUGUUUUCCCGAGGAUAGAACA